Molecule: messenger RNA, 1362 nt
Organism: Tricharina praecox
Lineage: Eukaryota; Fungi; Ascomycota; Pezizomycetes; Pezizales; Pyronemataceae
Exons: 3
Coding region: 152-1231 (359 amino acids)
Source: RefSeq, a predicted model, not a curated record
ACGGCGCCCGUACCCGCCUUCUUCCGCGGGCGCCGCGCACGCGGCCACAGCCGUGGGCUCGUUCCUUCUCGACCUUCUCCGCGUGGUCGCGUGGCUGGUGCGGAAGCCGCUGCUGUGGGUGCUGGCUGUAUGGCUACUCGUUGGUGUGGUCAUGGUCGCGUACAGCUCUCUCGUUGGCGCUGCCGUGGGCACGCUGUGUGCUCUUCCCGGAGUGCCGUUCUUUAUGACGGAGAUAUGUGAUCAGGGGCAGGAGGGCAUGGCGGGUGCGAAGGGUGGCAGGGCGGGGGAACAGCCGGAUUUUCAGACGCUCAUGAGGCUCCAGGCGGGGUUCGAGGAGAUGGUGGAGGAGUGCCAUGAUUUUACGGUUUUUGCGUGGGAUCUUAGGCACUCUGAGACCGCGGUGAGGGAUUUGACUAGUCUGGUUAAGCCCUCGAGGUUGGCUUGCAAGGACGCGCUCUUAGUGAACCUGGAGGAAUACAUCACCGUGGUCUCGGGGGCGGCACGGCAGCUCUCGGCGUACACCGGGCUGGUAACCGGCAUGACGGACCGGGUGAUCGCGGCGGACACCUUCGCGAUCCGGCACUUCGAGGAGCUAGCAACACUCAAGACCGCGGCGCGGGCCUCGUCCAGCAACGCCUGGCCAUGGACGUCCUUCCUCGAGAGCAAGCGGUCCGAGCUCGAGAUCGCGUCCGCCGAGCGGCGGCUGCUACGCAUCUACCAGACCACGGUGAACACGACGGAGAACGCGAUCCGGCAGCUGAUCGUGCACGGCACGAUCAUCAUGGAGACGCUGGGCAGCCUCGAGAACGGCCUCAACAAGGUCGAAGACACGGUGCAGCAGGAGCGCGCGGUCAUUGGCGAGGCGCAGGAGGAGGUGCUCGCGCACGUGUGGACGUAUCUCGGCGGGAACAAGCGCCAGCUCCAGCGCAUGCAGAGCCACCAGUUCCUACUCGAGAAUAUCAGCGGCUACCGGAAGCGCGCACUCACGUAUCUGCUCAAGACUCUGCUGCAUCUCCAGGCUAUGGAGGGUGACCUUAAACAUAUCGCCGAGGUCGUCGGUGAGCCUAUGCUCGAUGGCCCUGACGGAAGUAUUCCCAUCGCUGUGCAGAUUGCUACGAUCCGAAGGGGCGCAGAUAGGCUGGCUGAGGGCGUUAAGAAGACUCAUAACAAGAGGGAAUCAUAUAACCAGAAGAUCUUGAGUGCGUGGGAUACAUUUGUCAAAACGUCGUGAUUUUUUCUUGUCUUGUUUCGCACCUACCUGUCCACUUUGAUAUGGGAUGUGAUUUCUAGCGUUACUUUGGUUUACUUUAGGUUACUUUGGGCUGCUGCGGGUUUGCGGGUUUGCGGGUUUGCGGGUUUGCG